This is a messenger RNA of Rotaria sp. Silwood2, 206 nucleotides long. Lineage: Eukaryota; Metazoa; Rotifera; Eurotatoria; Philodinida; Philodinidae. The record is from the annotation of a GenBank genome assembly.
AUGGCAAACAGUCGAUUACUCAUGUAUGUAACAAUCAUGAUGGUGAUGUUUCUUAUGAUUGAACAAUCAUAUGAAAUUUAUAUUGAUUGUCAAGCACGUUGUAUGUUAGCACUGGGACGUGAACGCAAUAGAGAUAGUUUACAGAUGUGUCGUGAUGAAUGUGAAUUAUUUGAAUUACUUGAACAAGAAGAGGGAAGAGAAAGAAA